This is a messenger RNA of Ochotona princeps (American pika), 924 nucleotides long. RefSeq names its product olfactory receptor 4P4-like. Gene Ontology annotation, biological process: G protein-coupled receptor signaling pathway. Gene Ontology annotation, molecular function: olfactory receptor activity; G protein-coupled receptor activity. Bases 1 to 924 code for a protein of 307 amino acids. NCBI's taxonomy places the organism in Eukaryota, Metazoa, Chordata, Mammalia, Lagomorpha, Ochotonidae. The record is from RefSeq and is a predicted model, not a curated record. The transcript has a single exon. Gene Ontology annotation, cellular component: membrane.
AUGGAAUAUAGAAAUAAUGUCACGGAAUUUAUCCUUUUAGGACUGUCUCAGACUGCAGAAGUAGAAGCUGUUUGCUUUUCAGUGUUUUUGGUUUGUUACAUUGCGAUUUUGGUGGGAAACCUGCUGAUCAUGAUUUCUGUCACUUGCAGUCAACUUAUUCAUCAGCCCAUGUAUUUCUUUCUGAGUUAUCUCUCACUCUCAGAUCUUUGCUAUACCUCCACUGUGACUCCCAAGCUCAUCGUGGACUUACUAGCAACAAGGAAGUCCAUUUCCUACAAUGGCUGCAUGACACAGCUUUUCACCAUGCACUUCUUUGGGGGGAUUGAGGUUUUCAUCCUCACAGGAAUGGCCUAUGAUCGCUAUGUGGCCAUCUGCAAACCUCUGCACUACACUGUCAUCAUGAACAAGCAAAGAUGUGAUGCCAUGAUCGCGGCUUCUUGUGCUGGGGGAUUCCUGCAUUCCUUUGGGCAGUUUCUGCUCGCCAUUCUUCUGCCGUACUGUGGCCCCAAUGAGAUAGAUCACUACUUCUGUGAUGUGUAUCCCUUGCUGAAAUUGGCAUGCACGGACACAAGCAGAAUUGGCUUCUUAGUUAUCGCCAAUUCAGGUGUGAUGGGCAUGGUGACUUUAGUGGUAUUGUUAAUCUCGUAUGGUGUGAUACUCUAUACUGUGAGGCGCUACCCUGUGGAGAAUCGACGGAAAGCCCUUUCCACAUGCAGUUCACACAUCACUGUGGUGGUCCUGUUUUUUGCUCCCCUCCUGUUUGUUUACAUUCGACCAGCAACUACUUUUCCAGAAGACAAAGUGUUCGCUCUCUUUUAUACCAUCAUUGCCCCCAUGCUCAACCCUCUAAUCUACACACUAAGAAACAUGGAGAUGAAGAAUGCCAUUAAGACACUUUGGUGUCGUAUUACAGGAUGUCAGUAG